AUGCUCAGCCGGCCGACACCCGUACCGUCCGACUUAGCAAAGCGCCGCUCCCUCGAGGGGGAAAUAAACGCCCUCCUCCUCAAGGGGGCGGUGCGUAUCAUCCCCUGUUCUGGGACUCAGACGGGCUUCAUGUCAACCUUCUUGACUCCCAAGAAGGAGGCUGGCGUGUGGCGCCCGAUUUUGAACUUGAAACCCCUCAACAAGUUCAUCCGUCCGAAGCGUUUCCGUAUGGAGACGCACACGACUAUACUGAGUUCUAUAGUGACGCCCGCAUGGGCGGCGAGUCUCGACCUGAAGGACGCGUACCUACACGUCCCAGUCAGGCCAGAGCACCACAAAUUCCUACAUUUCCUAUACAACGAUACCCUGUACGAAUUUGUGGUGCUCCCAUUCGGACUCUCCACCGCACCUCGGGUGUUCACCCGGAUUGUAAAGACAAUCGGGGCGGCACUGCGUAGGCGGGGCAUCAUGAUAUUUGUAUAUCUGGACGACUGGUUGGUCGUGGGCCGUUCUCGGGAGGAGAUGGAGGCAGCGCUCCAAUAUACCUGGCGCCUGACCUCCAACCUCCGAUUUAUAAUCAAUACCGAGAAAUCCCACCUUAUCCCCUCGCAGGUUCCCACCUUUCUCGGUGCGUCCCUCGACCUGCGCAGGGGAUUGGCCCGCCCUUCGGAGGAACACCUACUGAACCUUCGGCAGUGCGUUUCUCUCUUCCUCUCGGCAGUGGUAGCCCCAGCACUGGCCUGGCUCAGGCUGUUGGGCCUUAUGGCCAGCAUGGUGGAUUUGGUGGACUUCUGCAGGUUGAGGAUGAGGCCCAUUCAACUUCACCUGCUCUCCUUUUGCAGGCCCAUCCGUCACCAAAUCCACCACCUGGUGCCGACCACGCCCUGGCUAGUCCCCCACUUUCGCUGGUGGCUAGCCGAUGCGAACAUCUCGCAGGGCCGGGCUUUUCGUCCGCCCCCACCGUCGGUGACCGUCACAACCGACGCGUCACUCCUCGGCUGGGGGGCAACCCUUCACCCGCGUCAAAUCGCAGGCGUGUGGGGUUCCGAACACCUAUCGGCCCACAUCAACGUCCUGGAAAUUUUGGCAGUCUCCAACGCACUAUGGCAUUUCCAGUCGGACGUCAGGGGCCGUGCAGUGCUGGUGAGAUGCGACAACGCCACAGUCGUGGCCUACAUCAAUCACCAGGGGGGCACCCGGUCAGGACGCCUGUGUGCACUGGCCUGGGAUGUCAUCCACUGUUUCACACAGCAGGGAACGGCACUAUCAGCAGUCCACAUUCCGGGCGUAGAGAACGUCACAGCCGACGCUCUCUCAAGGGGCUGGAUUGCCCCCACGGAGUGGUCCCUUCUCCCACAGGUGGCUCGGUCGCUCUUCCACUUGAUCGACCAGCCACACGUGGACCUGUUCGCCUCCCAUGCGAACCACCAGUUGCCGUUCUACUGCGCAAGGGGCCCAGACCCCAACGUGUGGAAGAUCGACGCUCUAUCAGUACAAUGGGACUAUGCGUUCCCACCCAUCUCGCUCGUCUCUCGGGUUCUGACCAAGAUCGAGCAGGAGGAUUGCCGGGUCCUUCUCACAGCCCCGUUCUUGCCCCGCCAACCAUGGUUCCCACGACUCGUCAGGUUACUGGUCCACCGUCCGGUGAUCCUACCAGGGCAAGCAGAUCUCCUGUACCAGCCCAGUUCGAGGAUGGUCCAUUCGGCUUUGGGGGGAUCUUCACCUGACGACGGGCCUCCACCAGGAAGGUAUACAACAGCCGACUAUGCCAUUUCUCUAAAUAGUGGCCUCCCUACGAGCCUAUGGAUUGAGCUGCACGCCCUGUCGGUAGAGACCGGACAUAUCCGAUGGGAACCAGGCGGCGUCCGCCUGGUCCCCACGACCGGCUUUUUAACCAAGAACCAGUCAAGUUCCUUCACGCCCCCGGACAUUUUUGUCCCGGACAUUAAGUCCUUUUCAUCAGAGGCGAAGGACAAACUGUGGUGCCCCGUCCGGGCACUAAAGUGGUACUUGAAUCGUACGAAGUCGCUUCGUACGGACCAUCAGAAGCUGUUCGUGACGACAACACCGCCCUUUCGGCUGGCGUCACAGUGCACCAUCUCACGCUGGAUCGUGACCGCCAUCUGCUACGUGCCGGGCGGUUGGCCGGCGACCGAGAAUGCGAUUCGGGCGCAUGAUGUUAGGGGGGUAGCCGCCUGCUGGAAGUGUCCUAACACCUUCAGCGAGCUCUACCUGAAGGAUGUCCUUAAGGCAGACGGCAGAGCCGGGAGAGAAGUGCUGAAGACGGCCAGUUAA
Messenger RNA from Asterias rubens (European starfish), 2295 nucleotides. RefSeq lists its product as uncharacterized. The record is from RefSeq and is a predicted model, not a curated record. The transcript is spliced from 2 exons. Gene Ontology annotation, molecular function: nucleic acid binding. Bases 1 to 2295 code for a protein of 764 amino acids. Lineage: Eukaryota; Metazoa; Echinodermata; Asteroidea; Forcipulatida; Asteriidae.